AUGUCGAUUACCUGCCCCUCUUGUGGGAGUUCGAACCCCACCGACUUCGAUGAUUCCACCGGGAGACUUGUCUGCACGAAUUGUGGCCACGUCGUUAACGACUCCUUUAUCGUUUCCGAAAUUUCUUUUGGGGAGACUAGCAGUGGAGCUGCCAGAGUUCAGGGGAGUUAUGUUGCCGAAGGGCAGACUCAUGCUGGUGGGGGUGGGGGAAGGUUUAGGAGUGGGAAUAGUCUUGAGAGUCGGGAACAGAUAAUUCAAAAUGGACGUCGCAAAAUUGUUGAACUCGCUGGUGCUGUCAAUUGUCCCGAACAUUUUGCGGAUCACGCCCAACGAUGGUUCACCCUAUCAGUCACGCACAACUUUAAUAGAGGUCGUAAAACACAAUUUGUUAUCGCCUGUUGCCUGUACAUUGUCUGCCGUCUCGAAAAGAGCUCCCACAUGCUCAUUGACUUCUCGGACAUACUCAAUGUCAAUGUCUUCUCACUCGGCCACACCUAUCUUCAACUCGUUCAAAUCCUCGAGGUCCGAUUACCACACAUAGAUCCUACGGUCUACGUCUACCGUUUCGCAAAGCACCUCGACUUCGGUAGCGAACAGACCAAGGUCGCUAACGAUGCCCUUCGUAUCAUCCAGCGUAUGUCACGCGAUUGGAUGGUUCAAGGCCGUCGACCGUCGGGUAUUUGCGGCGCUGCAUUGAUCCUCGCAGCCCGCAUGAACAAUUUCCGCCGUUCUGUUAGAGAGGUAGUUUACGUUGUUAAAGUAGCAGACUUGACUAUCCAGAAGCGGCUGGACGAAUUCAAAGAUACCAAGAGCGGAGACUUGACAGUUGAGGAAUUCAGGAAUAUAUGGCUUGAGCAAGCGCACGACCCACCCAGCUACGGACCGAAAGCCUCGAAGAAACACAAGAGGGUAAGGGACGUUAACGAUGAUGGAGAAGUUGUCGAGGAUCCCCAGGAUAUCACUAUUGUCACUACUCCCGUGGCUCCAACCCCCCCCCCCAGCACUCUUCCUAGCGCUCCUCCUAGCGCCGCCGCAACACCAGUUAUGCUCCUCGAUAGACCCCUCAGACUGGACGCAGACGGCUUCGUAAUCCCAGAGCUCCCCAUCCCCUCACCACUCCCCACAUCUUCGCUCCCCGGAACACCAAUCGAUACCACAGACCCCGCCAUGCCGCAAGGAACCGGAAAGGCCCAAGAAGACCAACACUCUGCCAUCGCCGAGGAAGUGAUCGAAUCCGAGAUCGCCUCCCUACUAGAUGGCUCCGCAGCAGUGAUCAUGGAAGAGCUCCGAGAGGCCGACCGUCAAGCGCGCGAGGAACGCGCCGCCUCCACCAUAUCAGAUGACCCAGACAACCUCGACGACGUCGACGACGACUUUGAAGUCCAGAAUGCCCUACUCACCGAAGAGGAGCGCAAUCUGAAGGAGAAGAUCUGGGUGGAGUUUAACAAGGAUUAUUUGCUGAAACGCCUAAAGAAGGAAACGGACCUCCGCAACGGCAUCAUCAAAACUGCUAGAAAGCGCAAGAGGAAUAAACCCCGCGACAGCAACAGCGAGGAUAUGGCCGCUACACCUGCCGAUAGUGCGAAGAAUAUGCUCAUGCGCAGGAGUUAUUCCAAGAAGAUUAAUUAUAAAGCUAUCGAGGGGCUUUUCGAAGAUGAUUAA
This is a messenger RNA of Tuber melanosporum (Perigord truffle), 1662 nucleotides long. RefSeq lists its product as uncharacterized. The record is from RefSeq and is a predicted model, not a curated record. The transcript is spliced from 4 exons. The coding region runs from base 1 to 1662 and encodes 553 amino acids. NCBI's taxonomy places the organism in Eukaryota, Fungi, Ascomycota, Pezizomycetes, Pezizales, Tuberaceae. Gene Ontology annotation, cellular component: transcription factor TFIIIB complex; transcription preinitiation complex; nucleus. Gene Ontology annotation, biological process: DNA-templated transcription initiation; transcription by RNA polymerase III; transcription preinitiation complex assembly. Gene Ontology annotation, molecular function: RNA polymerase III type 3 promoter sequence-specific DNA binding; RNA polymerase III general transcription initiation factor activity; TBP-class protein binding.